AUGCAACGAAAGACUGAUUUGUCGGAUGCGGUGGUCGACCACAUGAUCGCCAAAACCCGGGAUUGUCUGCACCCAAACCCCGCCCUCAGGGCUAAAGUUGUGGUCAAUAACAAGAUAAUGGGCACCAAACGGGAGAGGUAUGAGCACCCGGAGCUCGAUUUGGCCGACUCUAUGACCAAAUACGGCAACCAAUUGGGGAAAUCGUCGCGUUUCGGUCAGUUUGGUAGACGUGGGAAAGACACUGAAAGAGUUGACACAAAUCAAAGCGCAGACCAUCGGGAGUGUAUGGCUUCGCGGCGCAAACUGGAGGGCCGGCGACUCGACUACGACUGCAUGAAACGCAAGAAGUCUAAGGGAUGUCAUGUCGCGGACACUGAUAUGAAGUCGUCGGAGAAUAAGUACAACGAGUCGUAUAAAUUAGCGUCACUUGCGAUGGAGAACCUGUUGGACACCGAAGAGGAUCAGAUGCAACACUUGUCAGCUCUCUCGCAGGCCCUCUACGACUACCACAACUGCGCGAAUGUCUUGAGAAGUCUUACGACGAGAUUGAAGGGAAGGACUGAACCGAAGAGUGCCGUCGAUCUGGUGACUGAUGUUUGGGCGAUGACUGUCAACAAAUCUACCGAAGCGGUCGUACAAUACAACGGUGUGAUGGGUCUCAUGAAACUUAACGGUGAUAUCAACCAUAAAAUCAACACUAAUGACAUUUUCGCCAAAAGUCGAAGCAUUGCAACGAAAAGUGGGAAUCAGUUGAGGAAUAUAUCGCAAAACAUAUCACAGCAACCAUUAAGACAGGAGAAGCCAAAGUGUCGCGCGUUAUAUGAUUUUGAGUCAAUAAGUAGUGAUAAAUUGUCUCUCAAAGAGGGAGAUGUGAUUGAAUUAAAAAACGAAUGGAUAAUAAUUGGUUUGAUGGCAUACUUAACGGAAGAAUCGGUUUAUUUCCCAUAA
Messenger RNA from Oppiella nova, 948 nucleotides. The record is from the annotation of a GenBank genome assembly. Lineage: Eukaryota; Metazoa; Arthropoda; Arachnida; Sarcoptiformes; Oppiidae.